AUGUGGGCGGAUGGGCUGUCAGCUUGGGGAAUCCCAUCACCUGUCAGAGCUGGCACGGCCAACAGGAUCGCCCUGGUUACCACGUACAAACGCCUGGACUGUGGCAAGGUGAGCCUGGCUACGGCCGGGUCCUGUGGGAACUGCAGCAGGAGGCAGCUGGAGCUGGACGCGCUGGGCACGGGCUUGGCUGGCGCCUCUGGGAUUGGCACGCAGCAGCGGACCUGCUGGACCUCACACUACGAGAAGAACGUCAGCGGCAAAUGGCAGUUCGAGUGCCAGCACGGCUCGGACGAGUGCCUGGGCAACAUGAUGGAGACCUGCCUCAUGGACGUGCUGCAGGACUUUGACCUCUACUUCCUCGUCAUCUUCUGCAUGGAGUCGGGCUCAUCUGUGACCGGCAACAUGGGCGCUUGCCUGCAGAUCUACGCACCCGACAUCAAGCUGUCCGACAUCAUGGCCUGCGUGAAGGGAGACCAGGGCAUCAAGCUGAUGCACAACAACGCCCAGCGGACGGAUGCCCUCCAACCGCCCCACAAAUACGUGCCCUGGAUCCUGGUCAAUGGGAAGCACACGGACGACCUGCAGGCCCAGGCCCAGAACGCGCUCUUCAACCUGGUCUGUGAGCUGUACACGGGACCGAAGCCGGAUGCCUGCCGCAGCUCUGGGCCUAGUCCAGCCGCGCUGAAGACGAUGUCGCGCUGCCUGAAGUGAUGCCAGCGCUGGGCGCUCCCCGCCCCCCACCAGCGCUGCGCACCGUGGGCAUGGCCCCAGGCUGCAGCCCGCGGGCACCGGCUGGCCCCAGGCCGGGUUUGGGCCGAGGCCCCUGCCCAGCGCGGGGGCGGGAAUGAGACUGGGGCAGAGGGGCACGCUGCUGCGCGUGCUGCAGAGCAAACGCUUGUGCAGGAGGGAGCCGGCCUCACGCUGCUACGCCUCUGCCAUGUCCCCCCCGCCCCCCGCUUGCAGUGCUGCAGGGCGAGCCCCAAGAGGGGUGGGGGCAGGCCCGGAGCUGCGUGCAGGGCCUGUGCCUCCUGCUCCUCUGCACGUACUCCCCCGGAUGCUACCUCCGUGCCCCGCACCCCUGCCUGCUGAGCCGUGCUUCCCGCCUGCCGCGGGCAGCCUGCCAUGCGUGGCCCUGGGCCCCGGCCUGUG
This is a messenger RNA of Alligator sinensis (Chinese alligator), 1149 nucleotides long. RefSeq names its product IFI30, lysosomal thiol reductase (gene IFI30). Bases 1 to 711 code for a protein of 236 amino acids. Gene Ontology annotation, molecular function: oxidoreductase activity, acting on a sulfur group of donors, disulfide as acceptor. Gene Ontology annotation, cellular component: lysosome. The transcript has 6 exons. The record is from RefSeq and is a predicted model, not a curated record. Lineage: Eukaryota; Metazoa; Chordata; Crocodylia; Alligatoridae.